Ichthyophthirius multifiliis is the source of this 2123-nucleotide messenger RNA. RefSeq lists its product as hypothetical. The transcript has 2 exons. The record is from RefSeq and is a predicted model, not a curated record. Lineage: Eukaryota; Ciliophora; Oligohymenophorea; Hymenostomatida. Gene Ontology annotation, biological process: endoplasmic reticulum unfolded protein response; cellular response to unfolded protein; protein refolding. Gene Ontology annotation, molecular function: misfolded protein binding; ATP hydrolysis activity; ATP-dependent protein folding chaperone. Gene Ontology annotation, cellular component: endoplasmic reticulum chaperone complex; nucleus; membrane.
AAAUUAAAAAUAAAAAUAUAAAAAAAAAAAAAACAUAUGAAUAAAACAACAUUCAUUAUACUUUCAACUCUCCUAAUCUUAAGCUUUUGUGCUGAAGAAAAGGAAAAGGAAAAGGAAAAGAAGUAAAAAUACGAAUGCCCAGUAAUCGGUAUAGAUUUAGGAACAACCUAUUCUUGUGUAGGUAUAUUCAAGAACGGUUAAGUAGAAAUUAUUCCCAAUGAACAAGGUAAUCGUAUUACCCCAUCAGUAGUCGCAUUUACCGACGAAGAACGUUUAAUAGGAGAAUCAGCUAAAAACUAGGCUGUAAAUAACCCUACUAGAACCCUUUAUGAUGUUAAGAGAUUAAUUGGUCGUAAAUUUACUGAUAAAACAGUAUAGUAUGAUAAAAAAUUCCUUCCUUAUGAACUUGUUGAUAAAAAUGGUAAACCAUAUAUUAGAGUAUAGAAUGUUAAAGGAGAAACUAAAGUUUUCGCAGCUGAAGAAAUAUCGGCUAUGGUACUUACUAAGAUGAAAGAAAUCGCUGAAACAUUUUUAGGAAGAGAAGUUAAAAACGCUGUAGUGACAGUUCCUGCCUAUUUUAAUGACGCAUAAAGAUAAAGUACUAAAGAUGCGGGUACUAUCGCAGGUUUGAAUGUAUUGAGAAUCUUAAAUGAACCCACAGCAGCAGCUAUAGCAUAUGGUUUAGACAAAAAGAAAGGAGAAAAGAACAUUCUAGUAUUCGAUUUGGGUGGUGGUACUUUUGAUGUAUCUAUUCUAACUAUAGAUGAUGGAGUUUUUGAAGUCGUAGCCACUUCCGGAGACACUCAUUUAGGAGGAGCAGAUUUUGACUAGAGAGUUAUGGACUAUUUCGUGAAAUUAAUCAAGAAGAAGCACAAUAAAGACAUAUCUAAUGACAAGAGAGCUAUAUAAAAACUUAAAAGAGAAGUCGAAAACGCCAAAAGAAGACUAUCUAACACUAUGACUUCGAGAAUUGAAAUCGAAGAUUUGGUUGAAGGAUUAGAUUUCGAUGAAGAAUUAACUAGAGCAAAAUUCGAGGAAUUAAAUAACGAUCUUUUCAAGAAAACAUUAGGACCAGUAUAAACUGCUAUGGAAGAUUCGGGUUUCAAAAAAAAUGAAAUCGAAGAAAUCGUAUUAGUAGGAGGUUCCACUAGAAUUCCUAAAAUAAGAAAACUUGUAUAAGAUUACUUCGGGAAAGAUGUAAAUACAGGAAUCAAUCCAGAUGAAGCAGUGGCUUUCGGAGCUGCUGUCUAAGGAGGAAUUAUGUGCGGAGAAGAAAGCAAAGAAACUGAAAGUUUAGUUAUUAUUGAUGCUACUCCUUUAUCUUUAGGUAUAGAAACUGUAGGAGGAGUCAUGAGUAAUAUUAUACCCAGAGGAAGUGUUUUCCCUACUAAGAAAAGUUAAACAUUUACUACUUAUUAAGAUAAUCAAACUACAGUCACUAUUUCUAUAUUUGAAGGAGAAAGACCUAUGACUAAAGAUAAUCAUAAAUUAGGUUAAUUCGAUUUAUCGGGUAUUCCUAAAGCUCCCAGAGGAUAACCUUAGAUUGAAGUCACUUUCGAAAUCGAUAUUAAUGGUAUUUUGUAAGUAUCGGCUAAUGAAAAGUCGGCUGGUAUUAAAAACGAAGUCACUAUUACUAAUGACAAAGGAAGACUUUCUUAAGAAGAAAUCGAUUAAAUGUUAAGAGAUGCAGACGAGUUCGCUGAAUAAGAUAAAUUGGCAAAGGAAAAAAUUGACGCAAAGAAUUCUUUGGAUUCUUAUAUUCAUUAAAUUAGAAACACUAUUGAAGAUGAAGAAAAAUUAGCUAAGAAAAUCAGCGAUGAAGAUAAAGAAACUAUAAAAGAAGCCAUUAAAGAAGCUUAAGAUUGGCUCAGUGCUAAUCCUGAAACUGAUAAAGAAGAAUAUGAUGAAAAGAAAAAAACACUUGAAGAAAUAUGUAAUCCUAUCAUUAGUAAAGCACAUGGUACUUCGGGUGGGGCUGGAGCUUAAUAAGAUGAAGAUAUGAACGAAGAUCUUUGAUAUAAAAAUUAAUAAAAUAAAAUAUUUGUUUUUUAAUUUGUAUUUUUGUUUUUAUUAUUGGCUUUUUAUUUUUAAAAAAAAAAUAUCUAUAAUUUAAUUUUUCUUCA